GUGUGUGUGUGUAUCGUUCGUGCAUCAAGAUGGCGGUGGCUACUGACAGCAGAGUGCUCUCCUACAGUGUUUAUAAAUGGAGCUCGUACUCCUCUACAUAUUUACCCGAAAAUAUAUUAGUGGAUAAACCUAACGAUCAGUCUUCCAGGUGGUCAUCUGAGAGCAACUACCCUCCACAGUACUUGAUCUUAAAACUGGAGAGACCAGCUAUCGUUCUUAGCAUCACCUAUGGCAAAUAUGAGAAAACUCACGUGUGCAACCUGAAGAAAUUCAAGGUGUUUGGAGGCAUGAGUGAAGAAAACAUGACAGAACUCUUGUCUAGUGGCCUUAAGAAUGACUUCAACAAGGAGACAUUCACGCUAAAGCACAAGAUUGAUGAGCAGAUGUUUCCCUGCAGGUUCAUUAAAAUAGUGCCUCUGAUGUCAUGGGGGCCCAGUUUUAACUUCAGUAUCUGGUAUAUUGAGUUACACGGCAUUGAAGAUCCAGACGUUGUCCAGCCCUGCCUUAACUGGUACAGUAAGUACCGUGAACAGGAGGCCAUCCGGCUGUGCCUGAAACACUUCCGGCAACACAAUUACACAGAAGCCUUCGAGUCUCUGCAGAAGAAAACACGGAUCGCUCUGGAGCACCCCAUGCUCACGCACCUUCACGAGCGGCUGGUCCUCAGAGGAGACUUUGACGCCUGCGAGGAGCUCAUAGACAAAGCCGUGAGAGAUGGUUUGUUUAAUCAGUACAUCAGCCAGCAGGAUUAUAAGCCCCGCUGGAGUCAGAUCAUCCCCAAAUGUAACAAAGGUGAUGGUGAUGAUAACAGGCCAGGCAUGAGAGGAGGUCAUCAGAUGGUCAUUGAUGUUCAGACAGAAACAGUGUAUCUGUUUGGUGGCUGGGAUGGAACGCAGGACUUGGCUGAUUUUUGGGCAUACAGUGUAAAGGAGAAUCAAUGGGCCUGCAUAUCCAGGGAUACGGAGAAAGAGAACGGCCCCAGUGCACGCUCGUGCCACAAGAUGUGCAUCGACUCUCAGCGGAGGCAGAUCUAUACUCUGGGCCGUUAUUUGGACUCCUCUGUCAGAAACAGCAAGUCCCUGAAAAGUGACUUCUACUGCUAUGACAUUGAUGCCAACACGUGGACCCUCCUGAGUGAGGACACGUCCGCUGAUGGGGGACCUAAACUUGUGUUUGACCACCAGAUGUGCAUGGACUCUGAGAAGCACAUGAUCUACACUUUUGGUGGUCGGAUUCUGACGUGUAACGGCAGCGUGGAUGACGGCAGGACGUCAGAACCUCAGUUCAGCGGGCUUUACGCCUUUCACUGUCAAGCUGCUAGCUGGAGUCUGCUCAGAGAAGACUCAUGUAACGCAGGGCCAGAAGACAUCCAGUCCCGCAUCGGACACUGCAUGCUUUUCCACACGAGAAAUCGCUGCCUGUACGUUUUUGGAGGUCAGAGGUCCAAAACAUACUUGAAUGAUUUCUUCAGUUACGACGUUGACGGUGAUCAUGUGGAGAUCAUCUCAGAUGGCACCAAGAAGGACUCAGGCAUGGUACCAAUGACCGGGUUCACUCAGCGUGCCACCAUCGACCCGGAGCUCAAUGAGAUCCACGUUCUGUCAGGACUCAGCAAAGACAAAGACAAACGCGAGGAGAAUGUGCGCAACUCCUUCUGGAUCUACGACAUUGCACGCAACAACUGGUCAUGUGUUUAUAAGAAUGACCAGGCGGUGAAAGAAAACCCCACUAAGGCCCUACAGGAAGAAGAACCGUGUCCUCGUUUUGCUCAUCAGCUAGUCUACGACGAGUUGCACAAGGUGCAUUAUCUUUUCGGUGGAAACCCGGGGAAGUCCAGCUCUCCUAAAAUGCGAUUGGAUGAUUUCUGGUCCUUAAAGCUGUGCCGCCCUUCCAAAGAAUAUCUGCUUCGACACUGCAAAUACCUCAUUCGCAAAUACAGGUUUGAGGAGAAGGCUCAGACCGAGCCCUUGAAUGCACUUAAAUAUCUACAGAAUGAUUUGUCUCUUACCGUGGACCACACUGACCCCGAUGAGACAAAAGAGUUCCAGCUCUUGCCCUCUGCUUUGUUCAAAUCCAGCUCAGACUUCAUUCCUCUAGGCUUUUCAGAUGUGGAUCAGACGUACGCCCAGCGCACUCAGCUGUUUGACACACUCGUCAAUUUCUUCCCUGACAAUAUGACCCCACCCAAGGGUAACCUUGUUGACCUCAUCACCCUGUAGCCACGCCCCACACAUUAGGCCACACCCCCGAUAGACCUCUCAGACUCCUCCCACCAAAAACAGAAGUUAUUUUUCUACAUUUUCCACCCGAGGUGUGCCAUGCCCACCUACUGUGUUUUCUCUUACAGAUGUAAUACCACUUAAACGUCACUGAGACUUAUUUAAUAUGCAGAAAUAUAAUUUUCUACUCUGGAGUGGCAGGGUUGUUUUUUGUUUUUUUUAAAAAAGGUGUCAGAAUUAGGUUUAAAUUUGCAUAUCUGCCAAAUUGCGAACUGAUUUGAUUUUUUUUUAAACAAUUUUUUUCUGCUCAGUCUAUUUCAGUUUUAUCUUUUAAAUAUUCUCUCAUACAGUUUGCAAAAUAGGUGAGUUAUACAUCCAAGCAGUUUACAUCAUAAAGAGGUGAAUUUGAUUUAUGAACUGUGUGAUCAUCAUGGGUUCCUUUCUGCCUUGCUAUUUUAAAUCACAUUUUAAUGGACAAACGUGCGCUGAGCCAGUGAAGGCCUGGGGCAAAGAUCAGAGCGCCCUCUAGAGUCAGUUCUGAUUUGAUUACACAUUUAGAUGAAUUCUGAAGGAAUCGUCCACUCAGUGCUGGAU
Messenger RNA from Rhinichthys klamathensis goyatoka, 2813 nucleotides. It is a transcript of the gene mkln1, whose product is annotated as muskelin 1, intracellular mediator containing kelch motifs. Lineage: Eukaryota; Metazoa; Chordata; Actinopteri; Cypriniformes; Leuciscidae. The record is from RefSeq and is a predicted model, not a curated record. The coding region runs from base 30 to 2219 and encodes 729 amino acids. The transcript has 18 exons. Gene Ontology annotation, molecular function: protein binding. Gene Ontology annotation, cellular component: cytoplasm.